AUGACCAGCGCAUCAAAUCAGUCUGAUUCUCGAUUCGCCGAAGGUCGCAAGCAUUCGAUCUCGACAUCCGGUUAUAUCGUGCCAGAUGUGCGCAAUCCUCGCAUCGACACCUUGAUGAAUUCUCAAGGUCAGCCCAUCCCUGCGAACCCUUCAGCAUUCGAUACAUCAUCGCCCGGAUCUCUCGAGUUUAAUUUCCCUUUUGCUGGAAGUCCGCAUGGCAGCAGCAACAGCGGCAUAGACGUCCCGCCGGAUUUUCGCAGCAACAACACUCAAGGAUUUGCGAACCGAGGUACAGUCCAGUACCCUCCUGGGAGAGUUCCGAGUCCACAACAUCGUGCCAGUCUGGCGAGUAUCGAUUCUGCUUUCGAUCAUGACCUGUUUGGCUCGGCGGCGUUAAAUCAAUGGACCUCAACCGGCGCGCCUAAUCAAGCUGUAGAUAAUGCAGAUGAUUCGCCCGCAAAAGCCGCCAGCACCGUAGACCAGGACAGGAAAACGGAAAAGGACGACGAAAAGCCACCAGCAUGGAGUGAAUUGAAGACCAAGGCCGGAAAGGAAAGGAAACGUCUUCCACUGGCAUGCAUAGCAUGUCGGCGAAAGAAAAUCAAAUGUUCAGGCGAAAAGCCUGCUUGUAAGCAUUGUCUGAGAGCCAGAAUCCCUUGCGUGUACAAAGUCACUACGAGGAAAGCCGCCCCCAGGACGGACUACAUGGCUAUGCUCGACAAGAGGCUAAAGCGUAUGGAGGAUCGGGUUAUUCGAGUCAUUCCCAAGGACGAAUUGCCAGACUUCAAUGCCACUGGGCGUGCAACGGUCCGUCCUCCGCUCCCUGGAAAUGGCCCCAAGAAAGACAAGGAUCAGCCGAAGAAACGCUCCGCCGAUGAAGCAUUUACGCAGGAAUUGAACGACUGGAGGAACCCCAAAGAGAAGACCACCCUCCUCGACCCUACGGCCGGUCUGAGGAAGCAACGAGAAGGAGAAAACAAGCUGUUUAUCGAGGGUUCCGAGUCCCUGCCACCACAACACAUUCAAGAACAUCUCGCCGAGGUCUUUUUCGACUGUGUCUACGGCCAGUCUUAUCUCCUCCUUCACAAACCCAGCUUCAUGCGGAAAUUGAAAGCUGGCACUAUACCCCCCGUACUGAUCCUCGCCGUGUGCGCCAUCUCCGCCCGUUUCUCGACCCAUCCCCAGGUCAGCACCGAACCGGCCUUUCUCCGCGGCGAGCAGUGGGCCACACCGGCCCGUCGCAUCGUCGAGAAACGUCACUACGAACCCAACAUCACCAUAUUGACCGCCAUGCUCAUGCUCGGCCUCCAUUACUUCGGGACGUGCGAGGGUGGUCUGUCGUGGUCCUUCGGUGGCCAAGCCAUGCGGAUGGGCUACGCCCUCCAGCUCCAUCGGGAGCUCGACCACGAUCCGUUGGGUAGAAAUCAAAUCGCAAACGACUCCAACAAGAAAAGCCCCAAACCUCCCGAAUUGUCAUUUACGGAUCGCGAAAUUCGACGCCGCACCAUGUGGGCAUGCUACCUCAUGGACACGUUCAACUCAUCCGGCACCGAACGCCCGUCGUUCUUGAACGAAGAUUACUACCAGAUCCAGCUCCCCAUCAAAGAGUCUCAUUUCCAGAUGGAAGUGCCUGGCCCGACCGAAGACCUGUACGGGAACGUGCCCAUGUCGUCGACAUUCUCCUCCUCUUCGUCCUCCACGACCAAUCCCCAUAAUGCCAACCGACAGCGCCAGCAACAACAACAACAACAAUCAUCCACCACCACCACCAACACCACCUCCGACUCCAGAACAACCUCGACAGCUGCUGGUACUCUCGACACCACGGCGGCUAACGCCGCCGCCGACAUGGCCGCCGAAGCCAAAGCCAACAUGGGCGUGUCGGCGUACAUUGUCCGCGGCGUGGUCCUGUGGAAACGGAUCGUCAAAUACCUCAACCUGGGAGGCAAGGACAAGGACCCCCACCCCAUCUGGGAUACGCUCUCGCAGUUCGCGACGCUGCAGAGGCAAAUCACGCAGCUCAAGUCCAGUCUUCCUCCGGACCUGACGUACACGCCUGACAACCUGGCCGCUCACGCGUCGGAACGGCUGGCGAACCAGUUUUUGUUUUUGCACAUCGUGUUGGCGCAGACGAGUUUGUUCCUGCACCGGUUCGCCAUCCCCACGGUCCCUUCCCCGUCGCGGCGCCCUCACCACGCCGCCUACACGGCUGCCGGGAUGCCCCGGGCCUUUUUGAGCAACAGCGCCAACACGGUCGUCGAGUCGGCGAGCCUCAUUUCGAAAAUCAUCGCCGACUCGGCCGGUCACACCCUCACCGUCCCCUUUGCCGGGUACUGCGCCUACGCCGCCGCCACCGUCCACGUCUGGGGGAUUUUCAGCAAGAACCCGACCCUGGAGGCCACGUCCAAGGAGAACCUGCGUCACAACUACAAGUACCUCACCCGAAUGAAGCGCUACUGGGGAAUGUUUCACUACAUGGCCGAGAGCGUCAAGGACAACUAUCGGGCCUUUGCCGACGCCGCCAUCAGGGGAGUCGGAGGUCAACCGUCAUCACGUGGCAGUGGCAUGCUUCGUCACCAGGCGUCUUCGUCGUCCUCCUUCAACGUCCACGACCCCCACGCCAAUGCGACGUCGUCGUCCGGUAUCCCGAUGGACCUCGACCCUGGUACGAGUGGUCCACCUUCCCGUGCCGAGACACCCGGUCUCGAUGCAAAGGCUGGCGCAGGAGCAGGAGGACAGCCAGGCAACACCUCACAACAAACAUCGGGCACUGCAUCGGGUGGUAGUAAGGCAAUGUUCCAGUACGGGGAUUGGUUCGACAAGUACCCACACGGCGUGAGCGAGAGUGAGUGGGAAAAGAGUCACCUCGAGUACAGGCGCGAGGCGGGCACCGCCGAGGCUGUCAUGUCGCAGCGCAGCGACCUCCAGAGCGUCGAGGAGUUCUUUGCGAGUCUGAGUCCGCCUAGCAAGGCCGACGACGGGCCUGGCGGGCAGAGGGGCAAGAAGAUUGCGCGACGGCGCGGGAAGAGUGUGGCGGAAAACAAGAAGGACACGAAAGGUACUGCUGGGAACAAUGCUUCAUCUACUGCUGCUGCUGGUAACACCGCCGAAACUUCUACUUCAACCUCUACCGCUGGGCCUGGACAGGCACAACAGCCAUCACAGCAACAGCAGCAAGGAAGGCCACGGUUACCAAGUAAUGCGACAGAAGUCAACAUCAGCCAACCAUUCAACCCAGCCGAUUUCGACAUCACGUCCCCGUCUCUAUAUCAAACGCCCCAGAUUGGCGGACAGCCUCAACAAGGCCAGCCCGAUCCCUUUGGCUUCGACAAUCUCCCGCACAUCAAUAUAAACUGGAUCAACACCCUUCCGGCGAUUGAUCGACAAAUGGUCUUUGGUGCUUAUUCAGGCGUAGACCCAUCUUCAGAGACAGCGAACCAGGCCACCGCUGGCUUGGGCCACCUCGACGACAACUCCACGUCUAUGGACACAUAUGGCGGCAAUGCAAAUCCAUGGGAGCAGCUGGACUUGAACGGGUUCGGGUAUAAUGAUCCUCUUGCGGGUGGAACCAACAUGAUGGACACAGGCUCUUCGGCUUGGUUGUUGCCGUUCAACAUCGAGCCUCCAAACUAUGGUGGUGGCAUGGAGGAUUUUGGGAAUACCGCUCUUGAUGGUAUGGAUUUUGGCGAUAUGUCAGUCGCUGGAGGAGGCAUUGGGAGUGACAACGGCUCUCAGUACCCAGACCAUACCUCUGGGGGUUGAGGAGUAUUGAGGGCAGAAGUACUGG
Exophiala oligosperma is the source of this 3787-nucleotide messenger RNA. RefSeq lists its product as uncharacterized. Gene Ontology annotation, cellular component: nucleus. Gene Ontology annotation, biological process: DNA-templated transcription; regulation of DNA-templated transcription. The record is from RefSeq and is a predicted model, not a curated record. Gene Ontology annotation, molecular function: DNA binding; DNA-binding transcription factor activity, RNA polymerase II-specific; zinc ion binding. The transcript has a single exon. Bases 1 to 3762 code for a protein of 1253 amino acids. NCBI's taxonomy places the organism in Eukaryota, Fungi, Ascomycota, Eurotiomycetes, Chaetothyriales, Herpotrichiellaceae.